Echinops telfairi (small Madagascar hedgehog) is the source of this 1002-nucleotide messenger RNA. RefSeq names its product mitochondrial ribosomal protein L4 (gene MRPL4). Lineage: Eukaryota; Metazoa; Chordata; Mammalia; Afrosoricida; Tenrecidae. Gene Ontology annotation, biological process: translation. The record is from RefSeq and is a predicted model, not a curated record. The transcript has 9 exons. Bases 16 to 984 code for a protein of 322 amino acids. Gene Ontology annotation, cellular component: ribosome. Gene Ontology annotation, molecular function: structural constituent of ribosome.
GGGCGCCGCACCGCUAUGCUGAAGCUAGUCCGGGCCGGGGCGCGGGCGUGGGCUCGGGCUCGACCCGCCGGCUGCCGGGGCCUGAGCUCGCUGGCGGAAGAGGCAGCGCCGCUGCCGGCGGUGGAGCCUGAACCGGUGAGGAAUGCAGGUUCCCUGACACCUGUGCUGCGCAGGUGCGAGCUCCCAGUACCCGCGAACCGGCGCCCCGUGCAGGCCUGGGUUGAGUCCCUGCAGGGCUUCGAUCAGGAGCGAGUGGGCCUGGCCGACCUGCACCCGGACGUCUUCGCCACGGCGCCCAGGCUGGACAUUUUGCACCAGGUCGCUAUCUGGCAGAGGAACUUCAGGAGAAUCAGCUAUGCCAAGACCAAGACGAGGGCAGAGGUGCAGGGCGGCGGCCGGAAGCCAUGGCCGCAGAAGGGCAGCGGGCGUGCCCGGCAUGGCAGCAUCCGGUCCCCACUCUGGCGCGGAGGAGGCGUUGCCCACGGCCCCCGGGGCCCCACCAGUUAUUACUACAUGCUGCCCAUGAAGGUGCGCGUGCAGGGCCUGAAGGUGGCGCUGACGGUCAAGCUGGCCCAGGACCACCUGCACAUCGUGGACUCCCUGGAGCUGCCGACCCCAGACCCCCAGUACCUGGCAGAGCUGGCCCAGUACCGCCACUGGGGGGACUCCGUGCUGCUGGUGGACUGGGCCCACGAGGAUAUGCCACAGAACAUGGUGUCGGCUGCUUCUGGCCUGAAAACCUUCAACCUGAUCCCGGCUGUGGGCCUGAACGUGUACAGCAUGCUCAAGCACCAGACGCUGGUCCUGACGCUGCGCACUGUCGCCUUCCUCGAGGACAAGCUGCUGUGGCACGAUUCGCGCUACACGCCGCUCUACCCCUUCCGCCUGCCCUACCGCCCCAGCCCUGAACCACCAGGCCCAGCAGGGCAGCCCUGCCAGGCGCCCCCGCCGGCUCCUGGCUCCUCGUCCGUUUUACAGAAAUAAAUGGUACUUUUUAACCAG